UUUCGCGUUGUGCUCGGAUAUUUAAAUUUGAAGUGCUUGUGUUUGUGUACGUUAUCUUAUUGCUUGUAAAUAGUCGGCUGACAUGCUGCCGUCUGCUAAAGGCGCUCGUGCCCUAUACGCGCACUCACAGCGUGUGCAGCUGGGCAACUACACAUGUAACGUAGUUUCGUUUCGUUGCCAAAAAAAUUGUUUCGCCGUUUAGUCAUUGGUAAAGAGUAUGAACAUAUAUAUAUUUUGCUUUAAUUUUCAGGCGGCCACCUACCGAUAAGAGCAGGAAAGUCUUGCCUGCAUACACAAAUAUGCUAAUAUUAUACACACGUACAUAUAUUUUUAAUAAUACUUCUAAGGGGUAUUAUUGGGUUAUCAAUUAAUAUUAAAUUUUUUUUUAUGUACCCACAUAAAUGGUUUUAUUAUAUAUGUUUGUGUUUUAAUAUCGUUAAUAAUACAAUUAAUUUUUUUCUGAUUUUUAGGUGCCUGGUGGCAUGCUUAUAACCGGCGACAUGUUACCCUUUUAUCGCACCGUACCUGCCGUUUCAUCAAUCAGUCAUUCAACGCUAUAGUCAACUAUACAAAUUGUAAUGCGAAUUCACCGACUACAGUCACACAGUUGGGCGUUGCGUAUGUGUCGGCGGCUACCUCGGCAUUAGUACUGUCAAUAUUUCAGGUAGUAAACCAUUUUUUGUUUCUUUGUUCACUUUACGAAACUGUCUAAACUUGCCUUCUACGUCACAGCGUUUUAUGCUGUCAAAGUGAAGGGUGGGAAUGGUAACAUUGUGGGGCACAGCCGCUUAGCUGCCAUAAAUAUUACUAUGGGAGCACCCGGCAUGCUGAUAUUGCCGUUUAAUAUGCAACGUUUGGAGAAAAUACCGGCUUAUCGGCGCAUACGUUGGAUGGACUGCUUUUUGCUGUUCAUGGUGCCCACAGCUUGGGCUAUUUUCCCACAAAACUGUUCGUUGAAAACGUCCACAAUCAAAUUACUACAAGACUAAAUGUCGCAUACCGCAGCAUUUCAAUAAGGGCUUAUAAAUGUGUCGCCUAACUCAAUUUGAUUAAGAACACCAGAUAAUAUUAAGUCAAUGGGUUGCUGACGCGUGGUGAAAGUGUUUCCACUCACCUGGCACGGCAUUUAUAAGGAAAUCGUAUACAAUAACCGUGAAUUACUGCUGCUGAAAAUGCCUCCAGGCUAGAAAUAUGAAUUCAGUAUCAUUUUUAGUCAAAGUAAAUGCGCAUUUGUAGAUGUGAUUUAGUUUUAAUUUUAUGUUUUCUUUGUUUCUUAAAUCUUUGUAUAUUAUUGUAUUAUGGCACUGGUUUCUUUUUGUUGUAAACUAUUAGUGAGUUUGUGAUGUUAUUAAAUUUAUCAUUGCGGUUCGUCUUCACCCUCAAGCAGUGAUUUGUCUACUAAAGUCAUGGAAUUUCUCCGUUUUGAAUAACCGAUAUUCUACGUGUGCGGUAAUUGUUGGAAAUAUUCCAACAAAAAAAAAACAAAGAUCCGGGAGCUUGGUUGGGGCGUUCUUAUGCAUCCACUUUAUUGUGUACGAUCCCAAAAAGUGUACCGUUGAUACGGUUACCAACUUUCAAAACUGUUGUUCAGCUUUUUGAUUUGGUUUGGUAAUUAUGGCAUCUUCACUUUGAACGUUUUCUCGACGUGUCGGGGACUUUUUACUAAACAACUUUAAAAAUAUUGUAGUUGAUAAUUGUUUAGUUUUUAAUCGUUGGGGUUCUUAUUUGAUAUAGGGUGCGUUCGAGAUGGCAAUCACUACAGCAGUGUUGCUAAUUUGUAAUAGUAUCACGUUCUACUGUCACUUUA
This is a messenger RNA of Bactrocera oleae (olive fruit fly), 1807 nucleotides long. The record is from RefSeq and is a predicted model, not a curated record. NCBI's taxonomy places the organism in Eukaryota, Metazoa, Arthropoda, Insecta, Diptera, Tephritidae.